AAAUGAAGCGCUUUCCAUUCGUCUCUCUCAUUUAGUCUCAUGUCUGCUGAACUCUAGGUGUGUAUCAUACUCAAGUCUCAAGCUUUUGGAGGAGAAUCAGAAUUGAAAAGGCCAUUGUUAUUUGUUUAUCCUCCUCCUCUUCUUGUGGCUGCCAUGGGUGGAGUGAAGAUGGUGUUCGGGCUGCUCACUUUUGUUACAGUGGGCAUGAUAAUAGGUGCUUUGCUGCAAUUAGCUUUCCUUCGAAGGUUGGAAGAAUCAUCUGGCUCUAAAUUUCCUCUCAAUAGAAGAAUAAAUGAGGCUCAGAUGGAAGGAUAUAUACAAUUACCUAAAGGUCUUUCUUUUUGGGAAAAUGAUGAGGAUGCCCGUGUUCUGCGCAUUGGGUUUGUCAAACCUGAAAUAGUCAAUUGGUCGCCAAGAAUUAUCCUUUUCCAUAAUUUUUUGAGUGCAGAGGAGUGUGAUUAUCUUAGAGCAAUUGCUCAACCUCGACUUCAAGUUUCUACUGUUGUGGAUACAAAAACAGGGAAGGGAAUCAAAAGUGAAGUUCGGACAAGCUCUGGCAUGUUUUUGAAUUCUGAGGAGAGAAAAUAUCCAAUGAUACAGGCAAUAGAAAAACGAAUUGCCGUCUUUUCUCAAGUGCCUGCUGAAAAUGGAGAGCUCAUACAAGUUUUGCGGUAUGAGAAGAGCCAAUUCUACAAGCCUCAUCAUGACUACUUUUCCGAUGCAUUCAACAUCAAACGCGGAGGACAAAGAAUAGCAACGAUGCUCAUGUAUUUAAGCGAUAAUGUUGUGGGGGGUGAAACAUAUUUUCCAUCGGCAGGAAAUGGAGAAUGUAGUUGUGGAGGGAAGAUGAUGAAAGGGCUGUGCGUGAAACCAGGGAAAGGAGAUGCGGUGCUGUUUUGGAGCAUGGGGCUUGAUGGGUCAACAGAUCCAAAUAGUAUUCAUGGAGGGUGUGAAGUUUUGGAUGGAGAGAAAUGGUCAGCUACCAAAUGGAUGAGGCAGAGAACUAGCUAUUAACCCCACUUUCUAGUUGUUCAACCGCCACAGGGCAUCUCACAUAAUCCGUUGUGUUCUAAUAUGCAAAUUUUCCGGACAUGAGUGUGGUACAGAUGUAAAUAUUCAAUAAAAGAAAUUUUUUAUUGAUUAAA
This is a messenger RNA of Amborella trichopoda, 1145 nucleotides long. RefSeq names its product prolyl 4-hydroxylase 1. The record is from RefSeq and is a predicted model, not a curated record. Gene Ontology annotation, molecular function: iron ion binding; procollagen-proline 4-dioxygenase activity; L-ascorbic acid binding. NCBI's taxonomy places the organism in Eukaryota, Viridiplantae, Streptophyta, Magnoliopsida, Amborellales, Amborellaceae. Gene Ontology annotation, biological process: peptidyl-proline hydroxylation to 4-hydroxy-L-proline. Gene Ontology annotation, cellular component: endoplasmic reticulum.